Messenger RNA from Olea europaea var. sylvestris, 929 nucleotides. RefSeq lists its product as uncharacterized. NCBI's taxonomy places the organism in Eukaryota, Viridiplantae, Streptophyta, Magnoliopsida, Lamiales, Oleaceae. The transcript has a single exon. The coding region runs from base 169 to 774 and encodes 201 amino acids. The record is from RefSeq and is a predicted model, not a curated record.
UGGAUGUUAGCCUUACUUUUUCAAAGACUACAAAAUCUUUAAUUAAUCUUCUACUCCAUCUUACUUAACUAAAUCCUCUUGAAUUUCUUCCCAUAUUUCCAUGACUUCUUCUUCAAGUUCUUUCAAGAAAGCACCAAGCCUAAUUAAGAACCCUAGAAACUAAGAAAAAUGCCUGACAGCACCUCAGAAGAUCAUCCAUUGAAGUCUAUCAGAAUUAGGCCAGAAGGGAAAUUCUCUCGUCCACGAUUAUCCCAUGAGGUAUCAAUUUUUAUUGAUGAUUCUUUUGAAGUGUAUUAUAGGGAUUCUUCUGUUGGAGUUCCAUUCCUGUGGGAAUCACAGCCUGGUACACCUAAAGUCAAGUUCAGGGAAAGCACUCUUCCUCCACUGACACCCCCACCUUCAUUCCAUUCCAGUCCUGCGAGAAAUCUCACAAAAAUUCAUCACAAAUCGAAUCUGAUAGAGUCUAUUCUGCCUAAGAUAAGUGUUAAGAAAAGACUAGUCCAACAGUCAUCACCUUCCUCGUCAUCAUCUUCAUCGUUGUCAUCACCAUGGUCGUCACAUUCUGUGCCUUCGUCUCCAUUCAGUACUCCAAGUUCAAGCAAACAGCAGAACAGAAUUUCAAGUCCGAGGAUGUCUUUACAUUCCAGGAUAGAUGAAGAUGAUUAUGGAUCGUCUACAGGUACUUUGUGCUUUAAUGCUGGCCGUAGAUCCAAUGCUAGGUCACGAGGCUGCUCUUCGAAGAUAAUCAAGCUAUUGCUAGGAGAAUUUGCAUGAAUGUAGUGUUAUUAAUUAUUCAGCUAUAUACUUAGCAUAUUAUUUAGAAAAUAAUCGAAAUUAGUAUGCAGACGUUAAUAAUCUGUGGAUGAAGCAACUGCUUAUAUCAUUUUCAGCUAUUUUUAUUAAGUUAAUGGCAAUCUUUUGUUAGUAUA